CGUACGCUUCUUUCGGGCGGUCAGUUAUCUCCCAGCUCCGCUCUGAGGCGAACGCUGCUGUUGUAGCCGGCGCUGGGAGCCAGCCCCGGGUUCCGCUCCACUCCGCUCCGCGCCGCGCUGCGCUGCGCUGAUACAGCCUCCCUUACCCCUACCCCCCACCCCACCUCACCUCACCUCCCCUCCCCUCCAGCCGAAUGGGUCUGUGCUGCUCCGCGACUUCUCUCUCCCAAGUCGCCACUUCGACACCGUAACAAUUUGCGGCGGAUUUCUGCGAAAGAUUUUUGUUGCGUGGAAUGUGUGAGAUUGCAUUUUCAUGCUUUUGUUCCUUCCCACUCUCGUUUCCAAAGGCUUUGUGUCUUCUGUCUGAGUGCCUUCGUCUGGCGGCCAAUGAUUGCACUGUGUGUUUUUUACAUGCUGCAAAUUCUAUUUAGUUCAUCUUGAUCAAUGAAGAGGUGAAAACAAAGACUGAAGAUUUAUUUCUUGCAGGACAUGUAUCGGUGCUACAUUUUACAGUGGGAAAACAGGUAGUACUUGGAAUGUGUCAGGAUCCUUGGAAGACAAGCUGAUGUACUGCUCCACUUACCUGCUGUGUACAGAAAAUGACCAGACUGAUGUUAGGGAAGACUUUGGAAAGAAUAUGCAAAGCAGUACUCUUGCUGUGUGUAGUGCACUUUCUUAUAAUGACGAUCUUCUACUUGGAUGUCUACACUCAAAGGUUCGACAUAUUCAGCCGUUUUAACAGUAGGAAUUUUUCGAAGAUACAUCAGUCCUUUAAUAUCUCAAAGCCCAAUGGGACCUCACUAACCAUCAUGGGGGGCGAAGAUCAUUUUGUGUCAAGCAGGAAGUUGGAAAGUAAUCUCACAGUCACAAAGAAGCCUUUACCGUUGUGCCCUGAUGUUCCACAGGGGUUAGUUGGAAGACUGUUGAUAGAAUUCAGCUCGCUGAUGACAAUGGAGAGAGUUCAGCGGGAGAACCCAGACGUACAAGAGGGAGGCAAAUACACACCUUCUGACUGUAUAGCUAAGCAAAGAGUUGCCAUCAUCAUUCCAUUCAGGCACAGGGAACAUCACUUGAAGUUCUGGCUCCAUUACUUGCAUCCCAUUCUCCGCAGGCAGAAAAUCAACUAUGGCAUUUAUAUCAUAAACCAGCAAGGUGAAGGCAUGUUCAACAGAGCAAAGUUACUGAACAUUGGCUACAUGGAAGUUCUGAAGGAUGGAGAGUAUGACUGCUUUGUAUUCAGUGAUGUGGACUUAAUCCCUAUGGAUGACAGAAAUCUCUACCAUUGUUAUGACCAGCCACGUCAUUUUGCAAUCGCCAUGGACAAAUUUGGAUUCAGGCUCCCGUACAGUGGCUACUUCGGCGGCGUCUCCGGAUUGAGCAGGGAGCAGUUCUUAAAAAUAAAUGGCUUCCCAAAUGAAUACUGGGGCUGGGGCGGUGAGGAUGAUGAUAUUUAUAACAGAGUAAUGAAACUUAACAAGUCGGCUGGUGGCACAGUGAGAUCAGCGCCGGGCCCGAGAACAGAAGUUCCUGAGUUUGAUCCAGUGACAGGCCGCUCCCGAGCACACUCUCCAUCCGCGCCGGGUUGACGUCGAGCUCGCAACUCACCCUCGUAAAAAAAACACUGCCACCUCCAGUUUAAAUUCCCACGCGGAAUAUUGUGGAGGAUCAAAUACCCAAUACCCAAACAAGUUAGUUGAUAAGAAGAAGCUUGCAGGGGUUCCCAACCCAGGUCCGUGGACCCCUUGCUUAAUGGUAUUGGUCCAUGGCAUAAAAAAAGUUGGGAACCCCUGAGCUAAAGUAUAACAGGGUUGAGUUAAAAAUUAUCAUUACCAGUUUAUGAUGCAGCAAAAGCACAAAUUUACUUCUGCUGCUUGGUUCUGGCAUCCAGUUCAAGAACCAAACAUUUCCAAGCAGUUUGCCCAUGUGCAGUAUCUAAUGUUAACUACUGAAGAUCUGUUAGUUCCAACAUCAUGGGUGCAAUCUUCACUUUUUGCCAUGUAUUGUGCAAAUGUUUUCUUUUCAAAAAAGGAUGGACCAUUUUGACAGUCUCUGCUUUCUGACUUGCCGUGAAGCAUUGUUUGAUUAAAUUUGAUCCCAUACAAUUUAUUUAAAAAAAUUUUUGAAACAGGGUGUGGUUUAUUAGAAUAAAUGAUAUCCAUUGAAUGUUUAGGAAUUCACUGCACCUAAUAACACUAAUGUUUAUUGUGUUUAAUGGUAUAAACUGACAAGAUAUGGGGUUUAUUUUUGAAUAAUUGCUGGGCUUGUACAGAGUAAAUUCCAGUUUGGAACUUAGUCAAGUCAUAGCUUUAUCAGUACUGAAAUCAUCGUGUUCUAUAACACAUGAAUAACACAAAAGAUGCUGAUUUCUUCAUGCAGAAUUCCUUUGCCAUUAAGCUAUUAAGAUAGUUAUUUGGCUCCAUGGUAAGGACGGUUUAUGGUUGAUGUGUCUAAAAUAUUGAUAGUUCAACAUCAUAUCAGGAGUGAUGUGCAAUGACCCAGAAAUGUUGUUUUUGCUUUUCACUCCAGAAGAAGUAAAUCUUCAAUUACAUAGCACUGAAAGAUACAGCAUUCCGCAAUCCAACUACCAAGCAGAUUUUCCUCAGAAAUAGAGAUCUAAUGUGGAUGAUCUAGGUUCAGAGUAACCAAGUCAUUCUACAAUUGCAGCAAGACUUUCUUCUGGAGAAGGGGAAUGAGAAUUAUUGACCUGAAUCUCAUUAUGUCACUGUUGCUCUUUUAUAAACAUGUUUAAAUUUCAAAGAGCUUUCACGUGUAUGUGCAUGUGUAAUUUCUGAUUGUAACUUCCAUUUUACAAGAUUCUGCUUUGAUAACAGUUACUCUAAGUAUUAGCUAAGCUGUGUAUAGCAUUAAGUCUGAAUAGAGAACUUUGGAGUGUGAAAGCUGUGCAGUAGUUUCAAGAAGAAAAGGAUUGACAGGUUCAAAAUAUUAUUCCAAAGUCAGUCAGUUGAUAAAAUAUAAAUGUGAAGCUGAAUAAAAUGUUUUUAUUAAAAAAUGCUGACAUUUUUGAAAAUCAGGGCAGGACAACAUACACUUAGGAUAAAGGUAAUCAUUUGGACAGCCUGAGGAAGAAAAAUAAUUAUUCUUUUAUAUAAUGGGCUCGGAAGGAAUAAACUUAGAAGUUAUUUGAUAUCCCAGUUUACGAGGGCUGAUUGAUAUGGUAGAAGGAGUCAAUUUUAGAAAAAUUUAGAAAACCUAGCACAUUUAUUAUUCAACAUAGUCCCUUCUUACAUUUACACACUUAGUCCAGUGGUCGUGGAGCAUACAGAUCCCUUCUUUGUAGAAGUCGGCAUCUUGGACCUCCAGAAAGUGGUGCACAGCAGGGGUGAUUGGUAAGUUAGUGGCCUAAAGUAGAAGGAGAUGAGUUAUUAACUUCAAACUUUCUGCAUAAUCACUCAAAGAGUUGAACUGCACUUGCAUGUAGCGACCUUACCCCUCAAUACAUGGGUGUGAGGAAUGAUCCAAGUGCAAUCUUUUUUUUUUGAUUUCUCAGAAAAGCAAGUCUAUGCAUAGACUAUUCUAGGCAUGAAAUGUGAGGCUAACCCAUGAAAUGCAGACUGACACCACUAUAUGAGGAAGUAGCUGAAGCAUUUUACAGGUGAAAAGUGAAAGGUUUCCAGCCCAAGAGAUACAGCCCAUGCUAUUUCUCUGCGUAAUUCAGAAUAGCAUCUCUACAACCUGACGCUGAUCUCCUGCAUAACUGUACAAGAAUUAAGAUUUCUCAUGAAAAAUGUUUUUUUUGUUAAAAGAGAGACCAUUUUGUGAAAGUGCUGGGAGCUAGCCUUUAUGUUUUAGGAUCCAUACAGAUGUGUAUGAGCAUGUGCUUGUUUUAUUUUUGUCUAAAAUGUUGUAUUAUUCAGCAUUCUAUAAAAAUGAGAAUUUCAGAUUACCCUGCCAUUAUCAAAGCGUCAGUACUGUAUCAAAUUUGAAUCUUUGCUUUUUUAAAAAAAAUGUGCAGCACAUCAGUGAAGGGGAAACAGGGAUCAACCUUUUGGUUGAAGCUUGGUAUUCUAAUUAAAAGUUUCGAUUAUUUUUGUUACCCAAUUGCAA
Messenger RNA from Mobula hypostoma (lesser devil ray), 4065 nucleotides. It is a transcript of the gene b4galt2, whose product is annotated as UDP-Gal:betaGlcNAc beta 1,4- galactosyltransferase, polypeptide 2. The transcript has 6 exons. Gene Ontology annotation, molecular function: galactosyltransferase activity. Gene Ontology annotation, biological process: carbohydrate metabolic process. NCBI's taxonomy places the organism in Eukaryota, Metazoa, Chordata, Chondrichthyes, Myliobatiformes, Myliobatidae. The record is from RefSeq and is a predicted model, not a curated record. Gene Ontology annotation, cellular component: Golgi apparatus. Bases 600 to 1586 code for a protein of 328 amino acids.